AUGAAUGAUGACCUUGAGAGACGCAGGGAGCUGCGCAGACAGAGACGUGAGGAAAUGCGCCUGGAGUCAGAGAAGUUGGGCUCUCAGAAGAAUGAUGAUGAUGAUGAAGAGGCUGCAAGAGAACGCAGAAGAAGAGCUCGACAGGAACGCCUGCGAAACCUGGAGAAUGCAGAGUCUUCAGGUUUGACAAGUGAAAUAAACAAUGGCAAGACGUCAUCCACCAUCUUCACCAGUACACCCAUAAUGGAUGAGGAUGACCAGGCUCUGAUGGAGCGGCUGGCUAAACGGGAGGAGCGCAGGCAGAGGAGGAUGAGAGAGGCCCUGGAAAGGCAGAAGGAGCUGGACCCUUCUAUCGCUGACACCAUCAGCAGUGCCGAAGAUAGGUCUCAGAGGAGGCGCAGCAGAGACACAGAGGGCGAGAGCACCCAAAACGAGGUGUCCACAUCAGUGACCGACUCCCACAAAGAGGAGGAGAAGCAGGAGGAGAAGACAGAGGAGAAGAAGGAGGAGCCAGCAACAGAGGAACCAAAAAGAACACAAGAGACUGAGGAAAAACAAACAGUGGAAGAGGAGAGUCCUAGGAAAUCUGGUCUGAAAGAUGAGGAAACUACAACUGAGGAGAAAAUAGAUCAGAGUGAAUCUCCAAAAGAGGGAGAUCAUGUCCAGGUCAAAGAGGAAACUGAUGUUUUAGAGGAAAAACCUGCGGCAUCUGAGGAUAAAUGUCAGAUAAUUGAGGACGAAGAAAAAGAAAAUACUCAAAAGUGGGAGGAAAAGCAUGAAAAGCCUCAGGAAACGGAAGAAGCCCAACCUGAGAUCUCCAAAACAGAGAAAGAGGAAGAAAAAGCAAAGGGUGAUAUGGACAAACAGUCUUCAGUGCCAAAGAAAGAGGUUGAAGAAAAAUCAUCAAUGGUGAAGAAAGAACCAGAGGAGAAACCCAAAGAAAGAGAGGCUGAGGAAAAAACUAAGAGAUCUUUUUCCCGAGAACAGCAGCCCGUGGUCCCUCGGCAGGAGGCGGAGCAUAAACUUGUGGAGCUGAAGCGUCACCAUGACGCCAAAGACAGUCAGGACAUCGAGAAGAUCAAACAGAAACACCAGGAAGCUGAGGCUGAGCUGGAGGAGCUAAAGAAGAAGAGAGAGGAGAGGAGGAGGAUUAUAGAGGAGGAGGAGAAACAGAAGAAAAAACAAUUAGAAGAAAAGAAGGCCAGAGAGGAGGAGGAGAAGAGGAGAAUGAAGGAAGAGAUUGAGCGGAGGAGAGCAGAGGCGGCAGAAAAACGACAGAAGGAGGAAUCUACCAAUGGAGAUGCUAAAAAGCCUUUCACAUGUGUUCUCCCAAAGGGGUCCUCCCCAAAGAUUGGAGAAAAGGCUGAAUUUUUGAACAAGUCAGCCCAGAAAACUCCAGUAAAGACAACACACACUCCUCUUAUCUGUAAGAUGGGUAACAGACUGGAGCAGUUCACCGUGGCCGCACAGACUAAAGACAUGAAGUCACCCAAGUCUCCUGGUGUGGACCUGCCUGUGACUGAGGGAGUGAGAAACAUAAAGAGCAUGUGGGAGAAAGGCAAUGCGUCCAACCCUGCCAAUGCACCCAUCCCCUUCGGCACUAAAAAGGUACAUGGUGAGGAGUGGAGACGAGAGGAGAGAAGACAAGAGGAGAGGAAAGGAAAAUAG
Messenger RNA from Chanos chanos (milkfish), 1668 nucleotides. It is a transcript of the gene cald1b, whose product is annotated as caldesmon 1b. Bases 1 to 1668 code for a protein of 555 amino acids. Gene Ontology annotation, cellular component: actin cytoskeleton. Gene Ontology annotation, molecular function: calmodulin binding; actin binding; myosin binding. NCBI's taxonomy places the organism in Eukaryota, Metazoa, Chordata, Actinopteri, Gonorynchiformes, Chanidae. Gene Ontology annotation, biological process: angiogenesis; muscle contraction; actin filament bundle assembly. The transcript has 10 exons. The record is from RefSeq and is a predicted model, not a curated record.